AUGAUCUACAAAAAGUAUCCUUCCAAUCUUAAGAAGAUUGCUCUUACUAUCUUUUUCUUGUUUCUUUCUUCACCAGUUUCCUUGGCCAAGCCACAGAACAAAACCAUUAUCCCGGUGAAAGUGGGGGUUAUUCUUGGUGACCUUGAACAUUCAGUGACCGAGGAGAUAUGGUUGAGUUGCAUAAAAUUGGCCAUCUCAGACUUCUAUGCUUCUCAUGUUCAUUACAAAACAAGGCUGGUCUUGAACAUCAGGGAAUCCAAAAAUAAUAUUGUUGCUGCAGCUGCCAAAGCCCUAGAUCUGAUAAAGAAUGAAAAAGUGAAAGCUAUAAUUGGGCCAGUGACAUCGAUGGAGACUAGCUUUGUUAUUAGUCUCGGAGAGGAAGCUCGAGUGCCAAUCAUUUCAUUUUCUGCAACAAGCCCUUCUCUUACUUCUCUCAGUAGCCCUUACUUUUUCCAGUUUGCACAGAAUGACUCAUCCCAAGUAAAAGCCAUAAGCGCCAUUGUAAAACAUUUUGGGUGGAGACAUGUUGUGCCUAUCUACGUAGACACUUCAUCCGGGGAGGCAGUCAUACCAUACUUAAUUGAUGCCCUGGAAGAGGUUAAUGCUCGUGUACCUUAUCGCAGUGUUAUUUCCCCAACUGCAACCGAUGAUCAGAUCGAAAAAGAGCUUUACAAGUUGAAGACAAUGCAAACUAGGGUCUUUGUUCUGCACAUGACGCCUGAACUAUGUUCUAGGCUAGUUCACAAGGCAAAUGAGAUUGGAAUGAUGACUGAGGGCUAUGUUUGGAUCACAACCAAUGGGUUAACGAAUAGUUUAAAGACUAUCGAUUUUGAGUUCCUUGAUUUGAUUGACGGAGUAUUAGGUGUAGAAACUUAUAUCCCAAAACAACUUCAACAGUUCAUGUCACGAUUGCAUCGGCAGAUUCAAAAAUACACUACAGUCCGUUUAAACUUGGAUGUUUUCGGACUUUGGGCGUAUGAUGCUACUUUUGCACUAGCCAUGGCUAUUGAACAAGUAUAUGGGAAUACAACUAGUGUUGUCCCCCAAGACUUAAAUGUUGCUUCCAAUAAACUGACUGAUCUUGAAAGUGUUGCGGUUUCUCGAGAUGGUCCACAACUUCGCCAAGCUCUGUUAACUACUAGAUUUCAAGGCAUUGCUGGAGAUUUCAGCCUUAUUGAUGGGCAACUUCAAUCAUCAACUUUUCAGAUUGUGAAUAUAAACGGUGGUGCAUCAAGGAAAAUAGGAUUUUGGACACCGCAACAUGGACUGGUGAACAAGACAUUCCUCAGUUCCAAUAUUGGACCUAUUAUAUGGCCGGGAGAUUCUCUCUCUGUUCCAAAAGGAUGGGAGAUCCCAACGAAUGGGAUUAAACUGAAAAUAGGAGUUCCUGUGAAGGAUGGUUUUAUUGAGCUUGUUAAGGUAACAACAGAUCCAAGCACUAACACUACAGAUGUCACGGGCUUCAGUAUUGAUGUCUUCAAGGCAGCAGUAGAAAUGUUACCAUAUGCUCUUCCUUAUGACUUUGUUCCCUUCACCAAUCCUGAUGGCACCAACACCGGGCUCACUUACAAUGAUUUGUGCGAUCAAAAUUUCGAUGCCGUGGUUGGAAUGCCAUACACAGAAGCUGGUGUGGUCAUGGUUGCGCCUGUAAAAGAUAUCAAGAGACAAAGUGCAUGGACUUUCUUGAAGCCUUGGAGAUGGGACCUUUGGCUAACAAUUGCUUGUUUCUUUCUCUUCAUUGGCUUUGUGGUUUGGGUUCUUGAACAUCGAAUUAAUAAACAUUUUCGAGGUCCUCCAGCAUAUCAAGUUGGCACAAGUAUUUGGUACUCCUUCUCCACCAUGGUUUUUGCACAGCCGGCAAGAGUUUAUAGCAACUUGGCUAGAUUCGUGAUGACUGUAUGGAUAUUUGUUGUGUUAGUACUGACAAUAAAUUACACAGCCAGUCUAACAUCACUUUAUACAGUCGAAAAAUUUCAGCCCACUGUUACCACUCUAAAUGAUCUAUUACGAAAUGGGGAUAAUGUUGGCUAUGUAAGAAAUUAUGUUCGUGGUAUCUUGAAUCAAGUAGGGUUUGACAAUUCCAAGCUUAAGGCUUUUGAUACUAUGGAAGAAAUUGAUGAAGCUCUUUCUAAAGGGAGUGCAAAUGGUGGUAUUGCCGCUGUUGUUGAUGAAAGCCCCAACAUGAAGAUUUUUAUUGCAAAGUAUUGCAAGAAAUAUACCAUGCUGGGACCCUUCUUCAAAACUGAUGGCUUUGCUUUUGUGUUUCCUAAACAUUCCCCCCUUGUACGCGAUGUUUCACAAGCACUCCUAAAUGUUACAGAAGGAGAAUUGAUAAUGAACAUUGAAAACAAAUGGUUUAAGAAGGAAAGCCAUUGUCAAGAUCUGAAUACCAAUGUUUCUAGCAAAAGUCUUGGCACUGACAGUUUUUGGGUCCUCUUCGUCUUUGUCGGGUUGGUUUCAACACUAGCUCUCAUCAUAUUUGUAGCUUCCUUCAUUUAUAGGCAUAGGCAUGUAUUGGUGCACUCGGAUACUGAUUCAAAACCCUCGACAUCGGAAAAGGUUCGAGCGAUGUUCAAAAUUUUCAACGAGAAAGACCUUAACUAUCACACUUUUAAAACCAAGCAGCCACAAGAGACGGCUGAGGCCUCAUCGAACAAUAAUAGCUGCCCAAGAAGUCCAGUUCUCCACCACAAUCCAAACCAUAGGGAUUCAUAUUCUGUUUUCGAUAUAGAGCAACCGCAAUAUGAGUCUCCAGAAGAAGCUCUUGCUACUACUGAUGAUGUUGUCACAGUUCAAGAAAUGCACAGAACCACUCCGUGA
This is a messenger RNA of Rosa chinensis, 2820 nucleotides long. Its product is annotated as glutamate receptor 2.8. Gene Ontology annotation, molecular function: signaling receptor activity; ligand-gated monoatomic ion channel activity. The record is from RefSeq and is a predicted model, not a curated record. NCBI's taxonomy places the organism in Eukaryota, Viridiplantae, Streptophyta, Magnoliopsida, Rosales, Rosaceae. Bases 1 to 2820 code for a protein of 939 amino acids. The transcript is spliced from 5 exons. Gene Ontology annotation, cellular component: plasma membrane.